Molecule: messenger RNA, 627 nt
Organism: Triticum turgidum subsp. durum (durum wheat)
Lineage: Eukaryota; Viridiplantae; Streptophyta; Magnoliopsida; Poales; Poaceae
Source: the annotation of a GenBank genome assembly
AUGGAGAUCGAGAUCAAGCUCCGUCUCCCUGACGCGGCUGCACAUCGGCGCCUCUCCUCCUUCUUCACGCCCCGCCUGCUCCGCACCGACGCCCCCGCGCGGCCCCUCGCCACCGCCGCCGCCGCCACCGCCGCCCAGCGGGAUGUUCGCCUCUACGGCACCGAUGACCGCGACCCCUCCUGCGCCGUCCUCACGCUCAAGCACCCCCCGCGCAUCUACGCUGGCGACAGCCGCAUUGAGGAGGUCGUGGAGCCCCUCGACCCCGCCCUCGCCCUCACCUGCGUCGACAACCCCGCCCGUCUCGGUGCGGUCGACUCUCCCAUCGUCUGGCUCGUCUCCUAUGAGUACGGCGUCGGCGGGGACAAAGCGCCGUUCGUCUGCCUCGGCGGCUUCCGGAACACCCGCGGUGUGUAUGAGCUCGAGGAGGGCGAGGGGCAGGGGCUCGUGCUAGAGCUCGAUGAGACACACUUCGAUUUCGGCACAAACUACGAGCUGGAGUGCGAGACCGCGGAGCCCGACCAGGCCAAGGAGGUCCUGGAGCGGCUGAUCACUGUGGUUGGGGUGCCGUAUCAGUACUCCCGGAGCAAUAAGUUCGCGUGCUUCAUGGCCGGGAAGCUGCUUCUGUGA